Molecule: messenger RNA, 1734 nt
Organism: Vigna umbellata (rice bean)
Lineage: Eukaryota; Viridiplantae; Streptophyta; Magnoliopsida; Fabales; Fabaceae
Product: protein trichome birefringence-like 3
Cellular component (GO): Golgi apparatus
Molecular function (GO): O-acetyltransferase activity
Source: RefSeq, a predicted model, not a curated record
UGAUGUGAGGCUACAUGCAUAGCUUUGUCUACAUGACCAAAGUAUGAGGUGCCAAGAUGUUAGCCUUUCAACCCAUUCCUUAACCUCCAGUAUCUUUUAGCAUUGUUUAGUCAUGCCAAACUAUACUAUGCUUUAACUUCACUCCUACUCAAAAAUGCAUAAAACCUCCCCCUCUAAACCCUUUGUACAAUGUCCUCAUCAUUCUGUUGUGUUGAGCACCACCUCAUUAACUCUUUCUUCCCACCGUUAAGCUCCACUAAUCCCCAUGAUCCCUUCAGGAAUAAUGAAGCCUCCCAGAGGAAAGCUUCCUCUCCCCAUCAUUAUCAUCACAACCUGUGUUCUUGUUUUUGUGGCUAUCUUGUAUGCAGAGAGACUCAGUUUCCUCUCUUCCAACUCCAUUUUCAAGUUCAAACCAUGUCCUAGACAAAUCACAAAACCAAAGUCUAAUGAAGAAAAGACUGGUGACAGAAAGGCAGAUGAAGAAAAAGCAGGUGACAAAAAGGCAGAUGAAGAUGUUGUGAUUAUGAAUGCAUCAUCAUCAUGGAUUGAUGACAGGUUUGAUUUUGACCCUGAGGAGUGCAAUGUUGCCAAUGGAAAAUGGGUGUUUAACUCUUCAGUAACGCCUCUCUACUCUGACAUAAGCUGUCCAUAUAUAGAUAGACAAUUUUCUUGUGUCAAGAAUGGGAGGAAUGAUUCUGACUAUCGCCAUUGGGAGUGGCAGCCAGAAGACUGCACCUUGCCACGUUUCAACCCAGAGCUAGCCCUCAGAAAGCUUCAAGGGAAAAGACUGCUAUUUGUUGGGGAUUCACUGCAGAGAAACCAGUGGGAGUCUUUUGUCUGCUUGGUAGAAUCGAUCAUACCUCAUAAGCAUAAAUCUAUGAGACUGGGGAGAGUUCAUUCAGUCUUCACUGCUAAGGCAUACAAUGCCACCAUAGAAUUCUAUUGGGCCCCUUAUCUUGUGGAGUCCAACAGUGACAUUGACAUCAUAGAUAUAAGGAAAAGGAUAAUAAAAGUGGAUGCUAUAGCUGAAAGAGCCAAAAACUGGACAGGAGUGGACAUCCUUGUAUUCAACACCUACGUAUGGUGGAUGAGUGGUAUUAGGAUAAAAACAAUAUGGGGUUCCUUUGCCAAUGGACAAGAAGGGUAUGAAGAAUUUGACACCCCAAUUGCUUACAAGUUAGCUUUGAAAACGUGGGCCAAUUGGAUCGACUCAACCAUCAAUCCAAACAAAACCAGGGUCUUUUUCACCACUAUGUCACCAACACACACAAGAAGCCAAGACUGGGGCAACAUGGAAGGUGUGAAAUGCUUCAAUGAGACAAAGCCAGUGAUGAAAAAGAAGCACUGGGGAACUGGUUCUGACAAGAGAAUAAUGAGUGUGGUGUCCAAAGUAGUGAAGGAAAUGAAAGUUCCAGUAACAUUCAUCAACAUAACACAGUUAUCAGAGUACAGAAUUGAUGGCCAUUCCUCAGUUUACACUGAAACUGGAGGGAAACUGUUGAAUGAAGAGGAAAGGGCUAAUCCAGAAAACGCAGAUUGCAUACACUGGUGUUUGCCUGGAGUUCCUGAUACGUGGAAUCAAAUACUUUUGGCUAUGUUGUAACAAAUAUAUAAAUCUUGCACAAAGAUCCAUGCCUUUUUUUUUUCUUUAACACUUGUGACAUGAAGAUGUCAACUAUUUUCUUUGUUUGUGUACAUUAUUCAUGUUGAAAUGUCAUCUGUGUGAUAUACAAA